CAAACCCCCAGCGAGGAUGAGGGACAACCGGGGACGCGCCUCGGAUCUCACGCCGCCAUCCGAUCUAGGUAACGCUGCAGUGAAGACGCCCAAAUAAGGAGUGGCGGUGUGCAGGUGCCGGCCAUGACCCCCGACCCGCUUCGCCGCUGAGAGCCCGACGUGUCCCGGCGCCGCCAUGCUGAUCAAGGAGUACCGCAUCCCCAUGCCCAUGAGCGUGGAGGAGUACCGCAUCGCCCAGCUCUACAUGAUCCAGAAAAAGAGCCGCGAGGAGAGCUGCGGCGAGGGCAGCGGCGUGGAGAUCCUGGAGAACAAGCCGUACGAGGACGGGCCCGGAGGCUCGGGCCAGUACACGCACAAGGUCUACCACAUCGGCAAGCACAUCCCGUCCUGGUUCUGCUCCAUACUGCCUCAGGCCGCACUGCGCGUCGAGGAGGAGUCGUGGAACGCCUACCCCUACACCAGGACGAGGUACACGUGUCCGUUUGUGGAGAAGUUCUCCAUCGACAUCGAGACGUACUACAUGCCCGACACCGGAAACCAGCUGGACGUCUUCAACCUGUCCUCGGCAGAGAGGAGGCAGAGGACCGUAGACCCCAUUGACAUCGUCAAGGACUACAUCCCGCCUCACGAGUACCUGGCGGAGGAGGACCCCAGACUGUACCAGUCGGUCAGAACCAAGCGAGGUCCGCUGUGCGAGGACUGGAUCGAGGAGAUCAACCGGGGUCCCGGCCGGACCUCGGUCAUGUGCGCCUACAAGCUCUGCAAAGUGGAGUUCAGAUACUGGGGCAUGCAGUCCAAGAUAGAGCGCUUCAUCCACGACGUGGGCCUGCGCAAGGUGAUGGUGCGAGCCCACCGGCAGGCGUGGUGCUGGCAGGACGAGUGGUACGGCCUCACCAUCGAGGACAUCCGGCAGCUGGAGCUGGAGACGCAGCUGGCGCUCGCCAAGAAGAUGGCCCAGUACAGCCUCAGCGACGAGGCGGGCUCCGAGGCCAACGGCUGCUCGGCCGGCCAGGAGCAGGCGCAGCGAGGCGACGACGGCGGAUCCGGCGCGGCCGCCGAGGCCGAGGGGGGCGGGGCUAGCCCGGGAGACGGUCGAGGAGAGCUCACCAAGCAGUGGUCCACGUCCUCACGCUCCUCCAACAGGUCGUCCAAGAGAGGAGGAAGUCCGUCCCACCAGAGCAUCUCGGAGUGGAGGAUGCAGAGCAUCGCCCGCGACUCGGAGGACAGCACCGACGACGAAUUCUUCGACGCUCACGAUGGUUUGUCCGACAACGAGGAGCUGCUGCCCAAGGAGAUCACCAAGUGGAGCUCCAACGACCUCAUGGACAAAAUGGACACCAUGGAAGCGGACGUAGCCCAAGAGACGCUGUAUCCCGAGUCGGCCGAGGACUUUGCUGCCAUGACCAACAAGGAGACGCACAUUGAGGCGUCUCAGCAGUGUCUUCAGCCCUCCAAGAUUCACGUCCUGGUUUUGGUCCUGCACGGAGGCAACAUUCUGGACACCGGCUCAGGCGAACAGAACAACAAGCAAGGCGAUGUCAACACCCUGAGCGGCGCCUUCGAAGCCGUCAUGCGCGUCCACUACCCGACAGCGCUGGGCCGCAUCGCCAUCAGGACCGUGCCGUGUCCGGCGGUCUGCGUGGAGGCCUUCUCGCUGGUGUCCAACCUCAGCCCCUACAGCUACGACGAGGGCUGCCUGUCCAGCAGCCAGGACCACAUCCCGCUGGCCGCCCUGCCGCUCCUCGCCACCUCCGCGCCGCAGUACCAGGACGCGGUGGCCGCCGUCAUCCUGCGAGCCAAUCAGGUGUACGCCGACUUCAUCAGGUCUCUGGAAGGCGCCUCGUUUAAUGGACAGGUGUGUGUGAUCGGGGACUGUGUCGGAGGCAUCCUGGGCUUUGACGCCCUGUGCAGUAGUUCCAUCCUGGUGUCGGAGAGUCAGAACAGCAGCAGGCGGGGCAGCGCCGUCAGUGUGCAGGACACGGAGCUGCUUUCUCCGGGCAUCGUCAUCAACAGCAUCUCGCCGUCCCUGGAAGGCAGCCGCCACCUCAGCCGCAGCAACAUCGACAUCCCGCGCUGCUCGGGCCCCGACGAUCCCAAGAAGCAGCUGCCGCGUAAGCGCAGCGACUCCUCCACCUACGAGCUGGACACCAUCAAGCACCACCAGGCCUUCCUGUCCAGCCUGCACUCCAGCGUGGUGCACGGCGAGGCGGGGUCACGGCGCUCCAGCAACAGCACCAUGCUGGAUGGCGCCUCCUUGGGGAAGUUCGACUUUGAGGUGACCGACUUCUUCUUGUUCGGAUCUCCUCUGGGACUGGUGCUGGCGCUGAGGAAGACCGUGGUGCCCUCCUUGGACGUGACGGCGCUGCGCCCGGCCUGCCAGCAGGUCUACAACCUGUUCCACCCGGCCGACCCGUCCGCCUCCCGCCUGGAGCCCCUCCUGGACAAGCGCUUCCACCUGCUGCCUCCCUUCAGCGUCCCCCGCUAUCAGCGCUUCCCUCUGGGGGACGGACUCUCCGCUCUCCUGGUGGAGACCGUGCAGAGCAACCCCCAGCUGUUGAUGGAGACUCCGGCGGGGGGCGGAGCUUCGCAUCGCGGGCAGGAGAGCGGCGUGAACGAGACCUCCAUCCCCGUGCCCGUCCUCAACUGGCCGUCCUCGCAGCACCACGCGGAAAGUGAGUGUUUGGACUCUUUAAAUCAGGGCUGUCUGGACGGUAGAUCCUCCACGUCCCCGGGGGUCCCUCACAUCCGCUGCCACCGCAGGGCCAGCGAGGCCAGCCUGGCCAGUCAGGUGUCGGGUCUGGCCGACUCUUACGCCACCUCCAACCUCGCCAACAUCGCGUCCCGCUGGUGGGGCAGCAAGAGGAUGGACUACGCCCUGUACUGCCCCGACGCCCUGACGGCCUUCCCCACCGUGGCUCUGCCGCACCUCUUCCACGCCUCCUACUGGGAGUCCACAGACGUGGUCUCCUUCCUGCUCCGACAGGUGAUGAGGCACGAGAACUCCGGGAUCCUGGAACUGAACGGCAAAGAAGUGUCGGAGUUCACGCCGUCCAAACCCAGAGAGAAGUGGCUCCGUAAGCGCACGCACGUCAAGAUCCGGAACGUGACGGCCAACCACCGCGUCAACGACGCCGUGUUCGCCGAGGACGGCGCCCAGACGGUGACGGGUCGCUUCAUGUACGGCCCGCUGGACAUGGUCACGCUGACGGGAGAGAAGGUGGACGUCCACAUCAUGACGCAGCCCCCCUCGGGGGAGUGGCUCUACCUCGACACGGGCGUCACCAACAGCAGCGGCCGCGUCUCCUACGUGCUGCCCGACAGGAAGAGGCUGGGGGUCGGGGUGUAUCCCGUCAAAAUGGUGGUCAGGGGAGACCACACCUCUGCAGACAGCUACCUUAGCGUGGUGCCACGGGGGACCGAGUUUGUGGUCUUCAGCAUCGACGGGUCCUUCGCCGCCAGCGUGUCCAUCAUGGGCAGCGACCCCAAGGUCCGAGCAGGAGCCGUGGAUGUGGUCAGGUACUGGCAGGACCUGGGCUACCUGAUCGUGUACGUGACGGGUCGCCCCGACAUGCAGAAGCAGCGCGUGGUGGCUUGGCUCUCUCAGCACAACUUCCCGCACGGCGUGGUCUCCUUCUGCGACGGGCUGGUCCACGACCCGCUCAGACACAAGGCCAACUUCCUCAGAUGCCUCAUCAACGAGGCCCAGAUGAGGAUCUUCGCCGCGUACGGGUCCAGCAAGGACAUCUCGGUGUACGCCAGCGUGGGCCUGCCCGCCUCCCACAUCUACAUCGUGGGAAGACCCACCAAGAAAAUGCAGCACCAGUGUCAGUUCAUUCCGGAUGGGUACGCAUCGCACCUGUCCCAGCUGGAGUACAACCAGCGCUCCCGACCCGCCAAGUCGGCCGGCGCCCGCGUGGUCCUCCGCAAGAGCAGCUUCGGGCUGGGGGCGGCGGCGGGGGACUUCCUCCGCAAGCGCAACCACAUCUUCCGCACCAUUUCCUCGCAGCAGCCGGGCCGGACCGAGCGAACGCUGAGCCAGUGCGAGGCGGACCGCGGCGUGUCGGCGGCGGCGGCGGCCACCCAGAGGAGCAUGAGCAUCGCGGCGGGGUGCUGGGGCCGCAGCGGGAGCACCAAGGAGGGCAGCGCGGGGCUACUUGGCCCCAAGUGAGCUGGCCCGGGCCGGCCUGAGCCACCAUGAUCUCUGGACAGGUGGACACCUUGUAUUUUAUAUCAGAAGGAGUGGACUCGUCACGCCAACAAAGACAAUUAUGUAGCAUGACUCUUUUACACUAACACUUUUUUAAUAGGCUCUGAAAACAUCAAGGCUUUGAUUAAUUAUCAUAAUAAGCCUUAAACCCCCGCAUCUCAUACUCAUUUUGUAUAAAAGCUGUUUAAAACAUAUUUUAUCGCCAACAUUCACACAGGAAGUAGGUAUGUUGACCUUGUCCGCCCUUAAAUGUGCCCGAGUGAAACAAGCGUUAGCUUUAACCGACUAACGCUUAUGUUUUUUUUAAUUUAUUUUAGAAACCUUUAUUUAUAAAUUGCAACAUUUACAAACAAUUGAGAAAUAAUAAUUUCUGUAGCAGUCACUUGGCUUAAACCGGCUUAAUAUGACGUCAUAACAAAUGUAUGAAUAUAUCAUAUGACGUCAUAUGAUAUAUUCACACACCAUACGUUUGUUAUUCGUUGUGAAGAUAUUCAAAUGCCAAAUGGGCUUUCAAAGAGUCAACACUCCAUCGCAUAAAAAUAUUCCAAAGUCGACAUUUUUACUUCGAUAAUAAGGAAGCCAUUUUCCCGGUUUUUUUUGUUUACCUUUGACCCGUCAAACGAGAGUCUCGCGAGAACGAGACCACCGAAUAUCCUCCAACAUGUCCAUCGACGAUAACAAACCCCGCCGUUCGCUUGGCGAUGUUCUCCGGUCCAACAUGUUACUCCUCCAUUUCUCUUUUUUUUGUUUUUAAUGCUAAACACUUUGACGACCCUAUUGUGGACAACUGGGCCGAAAUUAGUGGUUUAAAGUCGGAUCGCGGGCAAGUUCGUGGACGGUGGAAGUUCCAAUGGCGACGGAUGACUCGACACUGCUACUACUAGUUAAAGGUACACUUUUAUUCAUGUGUUUUCGUGGCUUUGGCUUGGUGGAAACUAGCUUUCAGAUUGAAAAAAAACCCCAAAUUAAAGCAUUUAUUUGGUAAUUAUCAAUCGCUGAACCAAACGCUUAAAUUGUCAUCAGUGGAGCUGUCAGUCAAACGUAUUCUUGGCUCCUAUUGGCUAUCGGACGAUUGGUAUCCGCCCACUCCGGCGUACC
Messenger RNA from Nerophis lumbriciformis (worm pipefish), 5305 nucleotides. NCBI's taxonomy places the organism in Eukaryota, Metazoa, Chordata, Actinopteri, Syngnathiformes, Syngnathidae. The record is from RefSeq and is a predicted model, not a curated record.